AUGGGCCAAAAAAAGACCACAAAACUCAAGCCUCCACCGAAAGCAGCCCCAACCAUUCGUGGGAGGAACAACAACGAGCUCCCCACUGAGCCUGAAAACAAGAGAAGUGACAAAGUGAGGGACACUGAGGAGGAGGAAUCAGAGAGUGAUACAGGAAGCUCAGUGGAGGUGAUGGACGAGGAAACUAGCAACGCUGAGAAAGAGGAGAAGCGGGGAAGUAACGAAGAGCAAUCUGAGACACAUGGGAGUGAGGAGAGCAGUGAGGAGGAGGCUGAGGCAUCAGAUACUCAAAGAGAUACAGAACAGACCGCAGACGAGGAAUCGGACAAAGAGCUUUCAGAGGAAGGUAAAUCCAAAAGGGAAGCAGUCACAUCCAGUGAAGAGGAAGAGGAAAAAGAGAAGGAAGUUGAAGUGUCUGAGGCAGUAAACAGUGAUGUGAGUGAAGACGAGGCAAUAACCCAGGAGGACACGUUUGAAAAGCCAACGGCUGAUAAAGCCUGCAGACGGCGCCGACGGAUUCCACGUGCCUCAGAGCCUACACAAGGACCGAAAUACAAGAUGUUUAAAAAAACAAAGGCAGAUAAGCAGGCGGAGAAGGAAGAGAAACAAAGAGCCAAAGCAGAGAAGCAGAGGUUAGAAAAGGAAGCCAAACAAAAAGCCAAGGAAGAAAAAAAGAAUAGAAAAAAAACACAAAAAGAGGACAAACCCAGUUAUGAAACAGAGGAGAUUCAACCACCAAAAGCUCUUUCCAGCAAGCGCCAAACAGAAAGCAUCAAUGGGAAAGAUGAUCCAGUAGAAGCUGAUCCAGACGUCGAAGAGGGGGAGGCUGAACAAACAUUGACCAAAGCCAUUAAAGGCCAAAACCGAAUUAUGCUCCUCAAAGCCAAAGGUAAAGACCUAAAAGCGAAUCUGGAGCCUGAGGAGCAGCAGGACACUAGUAGUGUCGUCAAAGGGCGGCCACAAAGCUUGCUCUUGGGGAAGGUCAAGAUGGCACCUCUACGACAGAAAGCAAAUAAGGAGUUAGCGAAGCCUGACGAGGAAACAUCAGAGAGCGAGGCCAUUGAUGAGGGGUCCAACAAACCCAAGGAACGUUUGAUAGCACGGAGAAAAGGUAUGACCACUCUUCGGCGAGUGUCUGGUUGGAUUCAAAAUAACAUGCCGCAUGGGUUUAACAUGAGAAAGAAGCUUUCUGCUUGGACUAAAGCCAUUGGGGUAUCCCACUGGCUCUCCUUUCGAACAAUAAAGCAGAAGCAAGUCGCCAGAAAAUCUAAGGGUAAUAUCCUCAAACAUAGGAUGGCUAUGAGAGUGGCCAGUAAAACAAGCCUGUCCAGUAAGAAAAAUAGGGGCCCCUCUGCGGACAAAAUGGGUAAAGAGGAUGCCAGCCUCCAGGGAAAGGCGGGGGAGGGAGGGGAUGAAGCGGCCCCAGCUGGGGAGAAAGAAGUAGAGGCCAAAUACGCUGUGGUACUCCCAAGGAUGAACAAACUGGCCAAGGCAAAGACAGCUGAGGUUCCCCAGGCAGCUCCUGGAACUUCUACUCCAUCAAGUACCACUGGACCAACAGGAGAACCCACUACAUCACAGCCAAAACCCCCUAAACCAGGUGCCAGGUUUGUGCUCCCAGUCAAACCAGAUCUCAGUCUCCUGAAGUCCAUCAAGAAGUCCUUGCCAGGGGGGUUAACAUCAGGUACGGACGUGGUUGAGAGAAGCCCCGGGUCCAGUAGUACACUGGAGGAUUCAUCCAGCAUCGAGGAUAAAAAGAGAAGAGCUGCCCUCAACAAUCAAGAUGGAGUCAGUAUGCUACAGGCUGCAAGACGGAAACUGAACCCCUCCCAGAUCAACCUGACCAAGAUAUCCUUGUCAGGGGGAAUAAUAAGUGGUGGGAUGACUCAAGCCAAGGGACAAGACCCGGAGAGAGAGGCUACAACUGGGAUACCCCGGUCCACCACUCAGCCCUUCCCAAAUGGGGAGGCAAGUGCUGUGAUGUCAGGUGGUCGGUCCUUGUAUGAAGAAGAGGCAGACAGGGAAGUGGCCCAGCUGAUGGGUGAGGGGGGGAUAUAUACCAUCCCCCGACCAGAGGUGCACUGGGCUGGUAACCCACGGAUGAGUGGAGACCCUCAGGAUUGGCUGCGUGCUGAGAACCUGUUGCCCCACCAAACAGUGGAGAAGCUAACCAAGUGGACAGUGUAUGAUGAUGGGGGCCAGGCCAAGACCGUUCCUGCCAACAAUGGCAGGGGCCCCUGGGAAUCAGAGGACUCCACCCAGGAGAUGCUGGAGAGUCGACUGGUCAGCACACAGGUGGUGAUGCCUGGAUGCAAAAGAUCUAUAGAGGUGGAUGAGGUGGAGGAUCUCUCCCAGCUGGAAGAGGUGUGUGAGAGCUCUGUGCUUCUGAAUCUGAAGAAGAGGUUCCACCGUGACUGUAUUUAUACUUACGUUGGAAACAUGCUGCUGUCCAUUAACCCCUUCAAACCCCUUAACAUCUACACAGAGGAGCUGAGAGAGAAAUACCAGGGCACAGAGCAGCAUAGAAACCCACCCCAUGUGUACGCCAUAGCCGACGCCGCUUUCAGUCAGUCUCAAGCCUCCACACAGGAGCAGUGCAUCAUCAUAAGUGGCCAGAGUGGAUCAGGGAAGACUGAGGCUACCAAGCUAAUAGUCCACUACCUCAGCUCUAUGUAUCAGGACAUAAACAGCAACCUGCGACAGCCCAUGGAGGUCUUUCCCAUCCUGGAGAGUUUCGGGAAUGCCAAGACCAUCCUCAACAAUAACUCAAGCCGCUUCGGCAAGUACCUCCACAUCCACAUCCUCCACGGGGUUGUUGUAGGGACCUCGUUGUCCAAAUAUCUCCUUGAGAAGUCCAGGGUUGUCUUUCAGGCCAAUGAGGAGAGGAACUACCAUGUGUUCUAUGAGCUUCUGGCAGGUAUGAAUGACUGGGACAAACAGGAGCUCUACCUGCAAGGAGCCGAGACCUAUUACUACCUAAACCAAGGUGGUGCCUGUGAACUAAAGUGGAAGCAGGACAAGCAGGACUUCCAACUUUUGGUUCAGUGCUUUGAGACCAUCGGUCUGCAUGCUGACCAGAUCUCCACUGUCUGGGCCAUCCUCUCCUCCAUCCUUCAGCUCGGCAACAUCUGCUUCAGCUCAUAUGAGAGCGAGUCGUUCGAGGUUGCGCGUAUUUUCAGCGAGGCCGAGGUUAGGAGGGUCGGCUCCUUGCUGCAGAUUUCCUCCGAGGCCUUGCAGACUGUCAUCACCCACAGAGUCACGGAGACGACCUACGACAGGAUCUACUGCCCUCUGUCUGUAGAAAGUGCCAUAGAAUACAGAGAUGCCAUUGCCAAAGCCUUGUAUUCAGUGCUUUUUGACUGGUUGUUGGAGCAGACCAACGACUGGCUGAGCCCCACGGAGAUGGACAGCACGGUGGGCAUUGUCGACAUCUACGGCUUUGAGGACCUGGGAGUGAACAGCUUUGAGCAGCUCUGUAUCAACUUUGCCAAUGAGCAGCUGCAGCACUUUGUCAACAAGGCCGUGAUCUCCCAGGAGCAGGAGGAGUACAGUGCAGAACAGAUCCAGUGGUAUCCGAUGCCACUCAAGAACUUCCACUCCUGUCUGGAGCUGAUCUCCUCCAGACCACACGGCAUCCUCCGCAUACUGGACGAUCAGACCUGCCUCCCCCAGGCCACGGACCACACCUUCCUCCAGAAGUGCCACUACCACCAUGGGAACAGCCCCUACUAUGCCAAGCCCAAGAACCCACUGCCAGUCUUCACUGUCUAUCACUAUGCCGGAGCUGUCACUUAUCAGGUUCAUAAUUUCCUGAAUAAGAACCACGACCAGUUCAGGACAGAAGUGGUGGAGCUUUUUGCCAGGAGUCGCUUAAAGAUGGUGUCGGAGCUGUUCCGGAAGGUUCAGGAUGCUUACAUUCAGCAGAGAGAGCUGGGCUGGAGAGGGAAAGGCCUCCGCCAGCAGCCUUCUACCGCCGCCUCACACUUCCUUCAGUCCCUGACUGAACUCACCACCCGUCUGGAGAGAUGCAAAACCACUUUUAUUCGUUGUCUGAAGCCAAACUACGUCAAGCAUCCUGGGAUCUUUGACGUGGACUACGUGUCGGCCCAGCUGAGGCAUGCUGGGAUGUUGGAGACCAUCCACAUCAGGAAAGAGGGUUUCCCCAUACGGAUACAGUACUCCUACUUCAUUGAGAGAUACGGGGUGCUUCUGAGCCAGCGGCUGAGCGAGACUUUGGACAGAGAGCAGUCGGUGGCUCUGCUGGACAUGGUUGGUGCAGAGGAGGGACAGUACCAGCUGGGACUCACCAAGCUGUUCCUCAAGGAGCCUCUGUACCAGCUGCUAGAGGAGAAGUGGAACAGCACCCAGACCUGGGCGGCCAUCACCAUCCAGAGGAACAUCAGAGGCUUCCUCUGCAGGAGGAAUUUCAGGUUCUUCAAACAGAAAGCCAUCGUCAUCCAGAGCCACAUACGAGGACAUCAGGCCAGGAAGUACUACAAGCGUCUGAGGCAGUCCUUCACCCAGUUCUGGGCGGUGAUGAUGAUAACCAGGGACACCAUCAAGAGGCGCCAUUGGAGGAAGGAAUUUCAUGAGAACAACAAAGUGAAGGCAGUGACAAAGACUAAGUCUGUCUCUCCAGGAAUGGAUGUGGGGAUGUUGGAGAUCCCUGCUGAGCUGUCAGCCAGACUUCGCAGCGCAGCAGGGCAUCGGCACGAUUCAGGAGUCACAGAGGUCGCACCUCCGCAGGUGAAGGCAGGGCACAAGCUCGCCCUGCCUCUGGAUAUAGACAGAUACCCAUUCUCUCGCUAUGCCAAUUCCAUAUUAAAGGAUACAUGGUGCCAGCCUCAGGGAUACUCCCUCCAGAGAUCCCUCACCCCUCUGGAGCCUGAAGAUGCCAGAACUGCCCUGGAGAUUUACAAACUGAUCUUGCGGUUUACGGGUGAGUCCGACCUCAGCGGCUGGCAGGAGCAGAUGUUAGGUAAUUACAUAGUGGAGAGGGGUCAGAGCCGGCCAGCCUUGAGAGAUGAGAUCCUCGCCCAGCUGGCUUACCACACAUGGGGCCCUCAGGAGCAGCAGGACAGUCUGAGGGGCUGGCUGCUGCUCAGCUGCUGCCUCAGUGCCUUCACCCCCUCACCGACACUGGACAAACCCCUACUCAAGUAUGUGUCGGACCAGGGCCCAGGGGAGUACCGCUCGCUGUGCCAACACAAAAUGCUGACAUCACUGCAGCUCCCUGCUCCCGCUGCCCGCAUCUACCCCCCCACCCAGCUGGAGUGGACCACCAACCAGAGGAAGGGCACCAUGCUGCUGGACGUGCACACUUUUAACGAUGAGAAGCUGACAACUGAGGUGGAGUCAUGGACCACAGGAGAGCAACUGGCCUCAUGGCUCCUUCAUUUCAGAGGUGUGUCGGAGGCGGUGCAGGGCUGGUCGGUGUCUCUUCUGACCGAUGACGGCUGGUCAGAUCUGGCUGGCUCUGACUUUGUCAUGGAUCUUCUGGCUGGAGCCGAAGCUGAAGUGCUGCCACCGCCAGGAACUCCUUCCUCUACGAACUCUGACUACCUGUUCAGCAGCCAGGGAGAAAGGAGGCCGGCUACAGAUCUGGAUGAGUUCAUUCCACCAGCGCCACCCAUGCAAGCUCCUGGGCUGCCUCCUUUUGAGGGAAGCCGUUGGGGAAGAGAUUAUCCACAGGAAGCUGCGGCGUACCAGACGGUGAUGGAGGAGGUGAGGAUAGAUGCGAUGUUGGCAGUGCAGAAGUACACCUACAUUGUCUUUGGCAGUUUUAACUUCUUCAGCUGUUGCAUGAACUACAAGCUGACGGUGCUAACAGAGCAAACAGUGUUUACCUGGUUUACCAGUGUUCCCUACCCUUGUGUCAGCGCCAUGGGACCGGCGGUUAACCCUAUGAUGCCCAGCUAUGGUGCACCUCACAUGAUGCCAACCAUGCCAGCCAUGAUGAUGCCUCCCAUGCCGGCCCCGUCUGUCGCCGACCCCAUGCAGAUGGCAGCAUCGCAGCAGGCCCUCAUCAACCAGCAGGCCGUUAUCAUGGCCCAGCAGAUGACCCUGCAGGCGAUGAGUUUGUCCCAGCAGCAGACCCAGGAGCAGCAGAAGAAGCAGAAGGAGCAGGAGAGAAAGCAGCAGCGGGAGGAGGAGAAACAGCAGAGGCGUCAGUCUGAGAGGCGGUCCUGGGAACGCUCGCGCUCGCGCUCCCCUCCGUCUCCCCCACCCACACCCCCACCUGCCCGGCCCAAAGCGCAUGCCCGGCCCAAAGCGCCUGCGGCUGCGGCUGCGGCUGCGGCUGCACCUGAACGCGCUUCCACCUACAGGCAGCCUGAGCCAGAGCCAGAAAGGGAAGUGGAUUCACCAGAUCCGGAUGACCUGCAGUCCUUCGGAGACAAGAGGGACUACUUCCAGAAGAUUGGCUUUCAGCCCAGAGGGGGCUCCAAAGCUCCAAAGCCUCCUCCGGCCCCCUCCAGCCCACCCAGACAGCGGAGACACUCCCCGCCGUCGCCACGUCCGUCACCAACAGCAUCUAAGCCCGAGGUGAAGCGUCUGCCCACCCGUUCUGCCAGAGAGGUGACCCCCCCACCAGCAGCACCGACUCUGGCUACACCUAAUCCCGAGCCCACCUCCAACAUCCGGGAAAUCAUCAAGAAGUAUAACAACCGACCCCAAACGGAAGCCAAACCCUUUCUGCCUGUCAGACCUCCUACACGGCAUUUUGUAAAGAAGAAUGACCCCAAAGAGGAAGCUCUGGCCAAACUCAAAAACAAAGCACCAGUGCCACAGCCGAAGAACCAGUGGGUUCCUCCGCCAGCCGAGCCCAAGUGGCAGCCUCCUCCUCCCAGGACCCCGUCCCCACAGUCCUCCUCUCCUCCCUCCACCAGUGGGCCCCGUGUCAUCUCCAGCACCAUGAAGCAGAAACAGCGCUCCCUGGAGUCCCUAUUUGGCUCGCAGCGCUCCAAACAACCCCCGCCCACUCCACCCGACUCCCCGCCGCCUCCCCUGCGCCCAGUGCCCAUCCUUCAGGGCAUCCCCGACCCGCCGCCCAUGGCAGCCCCGUCUCUCAAUGUGAUGCCAGAUGUGGAGGGUGCUCGCUCCCAGCUCCACCGCUUCUCUGCUGGGGUUUACUUCUCUUACUCCAACAUGCCGGGAAAACUGUUCCUGCGAAAAGAAGUGUUUUACCCCAGAGAGAUCUUCAACCGGCCUUACAUCCUCAAUCUGUUGUGUGAACAGAUUAUGAGAGACACCUACUCUGACAGCUGUGUGAGGAUCAGCAGAGAGGAGAGGAGAAAGAUGAAGGACCUGCUGGCAAAUUUCGAUGUGGGAAUGACUAUAAGCACCAUCCAGAAUGACAGCAUGAAGAAGAGGAUUGUCAUUGCUGCUCGAGACAACUGGGAAAACUACUUCAUUCGUCUGUUCCCUGUGAAGUUGGACAGUGGGGAUGCUCAGGUGUUGGGUGUGUCUCAUCGGGGCAUUCGUCUCCUGAAGGUGGUCAGAGCAUCAGGCAUCAACUCCAAACACCUCCGCCUGCUCACAAGAUACAGUUUUGCAGAGUUGCUGUCAGUUGACCUCCAGGGUUCAGACAGAGUUGAACUGGAGUUGACGAGGGAAAAGUUGGUGAUGCAGUCAUCUAGAGCUCCGCAGAUCACCGCCAUGAUCCGGUUAUUCCUCCAGGAGCUCAUCAGGGACUCAGGCCACGUCGUAGCCCUGAAGAGUUUUGCAACAGAUGACAAAAGUCUGCUCAGCUUCAGCAAGGGUGACAUCAUCAAACUGCUGCCAAUGGAAGUACUUCAGACAGGCUGGCGUUUUGGCACCAUGGGAGGGCGCUCUGGUCUUUUCCCGGAUGACCUCACCCAGCCAUCAGCUGCACCGGACUACCACGGUCUGCACCUCGACCAAAGAGAUGAAAGGAGGAAAAGCAGAAGGGGUGCUACACCCGUCGGUCCACCCGAGGGCCCGUCUACAGGUCCCAUUGGUAGACGCAUUGGCAGGUUGGAUUCAGAGCAGCGAUCCAAAGAGGCUUCGGGCCGGAGAUCCGUCCAAGGCUCAAUAGAGGGAUCAGUCCACGAGCUGGAGAUCCUCUCGGGCAUGGCUGAGUUCGCCACAAAGUAUUUCCGAGUGGGGACCACAGGUCUGCCAGCAAGUGCAAGGAAUUUUGCAGAGGUGGUUCAACACACAGAAGCUCCCAUACAGGAGUCCCUCAUUUUCUACAAUGAUCCUGAAAUCAACGAGUUGUCUGUCCAGUGCUUCAUGAACCUGAUGCAGUUCAUGGGUGACAUGCCAAUGACGAACACUAACACCCAGUCAGACUGCUUGAACCACAUCAUACUGUUAGGGAAGGAAAAGGAGCUACUGAGAGAUGAAAUCUACUGCCAGGUCAUCAAGCAAACCACCAACAACCCAACAAAGUCCAUCUGCACCCUCGGCUGGCGGCUGCUCCAGCUGAUGACCGGGUUCUUCCCGUGCUCUGGUACUCUGCAGCCGUACGUCACAAGUCACCUAUACUACAUCUCUCAGGACUACGAGCACCCAUACCAAGAGCUGGCGUGCGUGUGUCAGGAUAACCUCAAGCGAUCUCUCAGCUUUGGCGGCCGCCGUAACAUCCCCUCACACACUGAGAUGGAGGCCAUACUGGCUGGCAAAACUUCUCGACGUAUUCCCAUCCAGCUACCAGGAGGAGUGGACUUCCCCAUCAAGAUACGCAGCUUCAGUAUGGCAGCAGAUGUGGUAAGAGAGUUCUGUGAAGAGAUGAGCAUCUCAAAUCUCACAGAAAUCAAAGAGUUCUCCAUCCUUGCCAACCGAAAUCAGGAUGGGAUGGUGCGUCCCCUUCACGGCGAGGAGUAUCUGUUCGACUUCCUGCUGGACAACGGCACCAUCUUCUUUUCCCUCAAAAGACUGAUCUGGAGGAACCCUCUGUCCUACAACAGUGACCUCUACGUGGAGUUCCACUAUCAGCAGCUCCUGUCCGACUACCUCAGUGGGCGGCUGAUGCUUCCUCCUGCUGCAGGUGGUUCCUCAUCAGUCCAGCAGAUAGCGGAGCUGUCAGCCCUGCAGCAUCUGGCUCAGGGACUGAGGGAUCAGCCCUCACUGCCAGAGAUGAAGGAGUACCUUCCAUCACAGGACGGACUCAGCAGCAGAGUGGAGGAGAUCCACUCCUUCUGUCUGGGUCAGAUAGCUGCGAUGCACUCCCUCAGCCCUCUGGACGCCAAAAUACAGUUCCUUGAGAUUCUGACCACCAUGCCUCUGUUUGGCUCCAACACUUUCUUGGCCCAGAAGGUCAGUCAGCGUGGCUGUCCCUCUCCCUGCAUGGUCAGCAUCAGCCAGGAGGGGGUGCUGUUCCUCCACCCCAAAACACAGGAGAGAGUGUUUCUGAUUCCUCUGACAGACGUGCAGUCCAUGCGCACCAUCCGCCCCAAGAGACAGUGCAAAGGGCCAGCUAUGGACAUCAAUUACAACAAUCAGGGCCGACCCAAAAAAGUCACUAUUCAACUCAGACAGGCUAAGGAAUUGUGCCACAUCCUUGCUAUGAUAAUGGAAGAAUCGAUCCGACCAUCAGUCACCAGCUCCAUGUCAAAUCACCAGUAG
Messenger RNA from Anoplopoma fimbria (sablefish), 9588 nucleotides. RefSeq names its product myosin XVB (gene myo15b). Lineage: Eukaryota; Metazoa; Chordata; Actinopteri; Perciformes; Anoplopomatidae. The coding region runs from base 1 to 9588 and encodes 3195 amino acids. The transcript is spliced from 65 exons. The record is from RefSeq and is a predicted model, not a curated record. Gene Ontology annotation, molecular function: protein binding; ATP binding; cytoskeletal motor activity. Gene Ontology annotation, cellular component: myosin complex; cytoskeleton.